UGCGCUUCGCUGGCCUAGAGAGCAGGCACGGUCUCGACAUGCAGAACGAUGCCGGUGAGUUCAUGGACCUGUACGUGCCGCGGAAAUGCUCCGUGAGCAACCGGAUCAUUGGCGCCAAGGACCACACAUCUAUCCAGAUGAAUGUGGCCGAGGUUGACAGGUGUACGGACCGGUUUAAUGGUCGGUUUAAAACCUAUGGUAUCUGCGGGGUCAUUAGCAGGAUGGGCAAGUCAGACGAUUGUACGACUGACUAA
Messenger RNA from Cricetulus griseus (Chinese hamster), 254 nucleotides. NCBI's taxonomy places the organism in Eukaryota, Metazoa, Chordata, Mammalia, Rodentia, Cricetidae. The record is from RefSeq and is a predicted model, not a curated record.